CGGUUGCACGCUGGUCAAGAUAUAUUUCUCGAGUCGAGAUAUCACUUGUGUCACAAUGUCAAAAAUGUGAAUGAAAACUAAUCUGAUAUUUAGUUUCGUAGCUAUACGCAUUGCCUUACUGUAUAGAGUGUAACACAUGUCGUAAUCAGGAGUCUGGUGGGUAAAAUUCGACUAAAAAACGACCAGAUUGAAUAUCUAGUGUAAUGGCCGCUUGCCAUUUGCUACGAAGACAGUUCACUGUGGUGUUGCUGGCUGUAGUUGUUCUUGCUCUGGGAUCCUCUUGCUUUGCAGAAGAGCCAAUGGAGCCAACGGAACCUACACCUACUGAGCCUGAGGAGGGACCAAGCAACAGCACUAACCAAAGUUCUAACUUGUUUACGACUCCUACAACAACCUCAACACAUAGCAUAGCUACUUCAAGCUCUCUUUAUUCAGAGCAGUGGAGCACUUCCAGUUUUACUGCUAGUGUUGUCAGUAAAAAUACUGAAAAUCCUCCUAGAAAUUCUCAAGUUCUUACAACUGCAGUUAGUACCUAUGGAAAUGGAGCGCUGGUACCUACAUCAGCAGUUUCAAAACCUUCUACUGGAAAUAGCUUGUUUAUUGCUACAAGUAAGACACAAGGUUCAGUUGUCAUGUCUUCCCAAGCCUCUGUACUCCCGAAAGCUUCUGCAGUUGGAAGCACAAAUGCAUUGAAAACUUUGCAUUUAAGUAACUCUUCUUCAGUUGUCCAGAGAGCUACAUCUAGUGCCUUCUUACAGACAGAGAAUGCUGUUAGUGCGAGCCAGUCUUCCACAAUCAUGCCUGAUACAACCAAGGCUUUGCCAUCACCUUCUUCUAUAACAUCUAGCUCUGCAUUGCAAACUAAAACUUUCUCAAGUAUGGAUCAUUCUUCAACCAUCUUGUCUAACAUGACAUAUGUUGUCCAAGGGAUAAUAACCUCAACCAUUUCCCCAUCAUCAUCUGUUUGUAUUGAGUGCACUACAGUUUCAUGCUCUACUGUAGUUUCAAACUCCACUGUUUUUGGAGUUAGUCCUUCACCAUCCUUAUCUAGGACUCAAGGAACCACUUUUCGAACGAUGACACUAUCUUCUAAUAGCAGCAUUGCAAUGGAAAAAACUACAAAUUCUAGCAAUAUUUUAACGCCCACCACUACAGGGAUAAAUAUGACAAGAACGUCUGUGAUUAGGACAGCACCAUUAUCAGUGAUCCCCACAAGUUCAUGGAAUCAGUCUUCGGCCUCUGAUUUUAUGGCACAGACUUCAACAGUUUCUCCCAGUAGUGCAGGAUUAUUUUCAAGUGUUUACAGCAAACAGUUGAAUUUCACUGCCUCAUCGUCUGUGUUGCCUAGAACGUCUUCUAUCGUGCUAACAACUCCAACUACCCCACCAGUUCACGCGCCUUCAGCUCCCCCUCAAGAUGUCCAGGCUUAUAACACCAGCUCCACCAGUAUCAGGGUAACAUGGCGACCCCCACCAUCAGAUACUCUUAAUGGCGUUCUUACAAAGUAUGAAGUCUUAGUACGAAAACUCGUAAGAUCAUCAGCAUCACAGAGUGCAUCUCAAACCAGCUCACCUCGAGUUAGUAGUACAUAUAUAACUGCGUCUUUAUCAAGUGGCGUUAGACACACUCUAAGUACUAUUAGCGCAACUGGAACUAAUCCGUCUUCCUCUACGAUUGUUCCUCCCACUGAACCAACGGAGGCCCCUAUUGAACCUACAUCACCUCCGGAGAGCUUGGUGGCUCCCAUCGACGCAGGCUUGAAUCUCAGCAUAAUCGUGAGCAAUCUUGAGAAGUUUACAUUUUACGAAGUGCGGGUUCGUGCUGUGACUGUUCGACCUGGUCCUUAUAGUGCUCCUGUGAAUGUUCAAACGGAUGAAGAUGUUCCAAACACUUGUCAGAACAUCUCGUUAUCCAGUCAGAAUUCAACAUCAGUGAUGGUUCACUGGACAAGGCCUUUACAGACCAAUGGCAUUCUUUUGGGAUACAAGAUAUAUUAUGGGUUAAAUGGUUCAAGAUUUUCGACUAAAAUGGUUGCAAGUAAUGAAGAGGCUUACCUCCUGGAGGGCCUGCUACCGUUUACUCUAUACAUAAUUAGAGUGAUGGCCUUUACAAGAAAAGGAGAAGGAGAACCAGUCUCGACCUCCUUUAAGACGCUGGAAGCAGCCCCUUCAGCCAUUCGAAAUCUUACUGGAGUGGCCAUCAACUCGACAGCUGUAAAUAUCUCUUGGACAAGACCAGAGUAUCCAAACGGAGAAAUCAAAUAUGUUGUUAUGAUGACAACUUCAAGCGGAGAAGAAUUUUUGCAGUCUGUUAAGAUCUACCAAGGGCGCGAGACGUAUUGUAUAGCUACGGGGCUCAAACCAGUUACCCGUUACCUAUUUUCUGUUUCUGCCAUGAACGUUAAACAUCUAUGGCAAAGUACAGUGGUUGAUGUAGCGGUGAUAACAUCAGCAGCAGAGCCUUCUGGUCCACCGCUGGAUAUUCAAACCACAGUAAAGAAUUCUACAUCCAUCCUGGUACAGUGGCAGCCACCACUUCCUUCUCUCAGGAAUGGGUUGAUAAAGAAAUAUGUCGUUCAAUAUUCGUCAGAUAAAAGUACCUACCUAUCCAAAGCCACGCAGGACAAUAGCACUCGUCUAUUGCUUACAUCUCUGUCCCCUUAUACAAUGUAUUACAUCAAAGUGCAGGCUGUUAAUCUCGCUGGGGCGGGUCCUUUUAGUGAACCUGUGACCAACAUGACGUUGGAAGAUGCACCCAGUCCUCCCACAAACAUCACGGCCAGAAGUGUCAAUGCAACGUGCGUGUUGGUCUCGUGGGGCAAGCCAGUUCAUCUGAACGGCGAGACGAUCAGCUAUGAACUUUACUAUAGAUUGACGUCUGUUAAUGCAAGUCAAGAUAGCCUUAUCUACGAUGGUGAAUCCACCAUCCAUGUGAUCUGCGGUCUGCACGAGUAUGCCAACUACACUUUCACUUUAUAUGCUAGUAAUGUUAAGUUCGGGUAUAAAAGUUCUCCUGUCCUUGCUAUGGAAACCACUCACCCAGCUGCGCCGUCAGGCCCUCCACAAAACACUCGUGCAGUUACCAUAUCAUCUCGUUCGAUUCUCGUCCAGUGGGAACCACCCAAGGCUCUGGAUAUGAAUGGUAUAAUCACGAGAUACCUUAUCAACAUGAAACGCCCAGAUGGUGCUUAUGAAAGUCGCACUUUGAAUGGGACCAGUAACUCGUGGGUAUUUAAGGGUCUACGACCAUACAAAGUGUAUGUUUUUACUGUGCAAGCUGUGAAUUUGGUUGGCGCAGGCCCUCGAAGCCCUCCUAUAUCAAACACAACCUACGAAGAAAUUCCUGAUGCACCCAUCAUUGAUCAAGUUACCAACCUAAGCUCCACAGUUUUACAGAUCGGCUGGCUCGUUCCUUUAAAUCCAAACGGAAAGUUGACUGAGUUUGCUGUUUGUUGGGAACUCCUUGAUUGGUCGAGCAAAACGUGUAACGUAACUGAUGGUACUACGAGAACUUUCAAUAUAUAUGGACUAGAACCGUACAGUUUGUAUAACAUCACCAUAAGAGCUGCAACAUCCCAAGGUUAUGGCCCGUUUGUUUCAGGUUUAUACCGCACCAUGGAAGGAGUCCCAUCGAAACCACAGAAUCUCCAUGCAUGGAAUACAAGUGCUACAUCGAUAUUUGUCACGUGGAAAGCACCAGUAAAGAACAACGGAAUCUUAAUUUCCUACAAGGUUUCCUACAGGCCAAGUCAAAAUUCGUCUGUUCCUGACAGCGCGGAUUUUGGGCUGUCCACCAAUUUUACUUUAAGAAACUUGAAAGCUUUUACAUUUUAUUGUGUUUGUGUACAAGCCACAACUAGUCAAGGGCUUGGAGAUAAAGCAUGUGGAUCUUUUAGUACUGAUGAGGGUGUUCCUGGAGCAGUCUCAUCGUUCAGUGCCCAGGCAGAUUCUUCUUCUUCAAUCCACUUAACCUGGAGCGCGCCAAGUCAUCCUAAUGGGAAGAUCGGUUACACCUUGUACUAUUACUCAACGAUCAACCCUGAACUGAAUGACACAAUAGGAUUUCUUAGUGAUCACCUAUCUUACUAUGUCAAUGGGUUGGAGCCCUAUACAAACUACACCUUUGGCAUCACUGCUUAUAACCUGAAGAAAGGUUUAGAAGGUCCUGCGCGUCUUGUUGUAGCAAAGACCAAACCUGCUCUUCCAGAAGGUCCUCCUUUAAAUGUCAGAGUUGUCAAUUCUACAGAUGAGUCGUUAACCAUCUCGUGGGAUCCCCCCGCUAAGCCUAACGGACCAAUAAAAGGCUACCGUCUAAUGAUUAACGAUGUAAAAACACCCAAUGAGAAAGAUUACCCAGAAGUUGAUGAUAAAAUGUACACCAUAAAGUCACUCAAAGCUUCGCAUCAGUAUGCUAUUAAAAUUGGUUCCAUUCCCGCUUGGGGCGUGCAAACUGGACCCUGGACAGAUAAAUACAUCUUUACAACGCAACCUUCAGCCCCUCCUGCAUUGCGGCCCAUCAAGCCUCCAGACAAAGACAUGAUCACAUCAAACGAGAUCGUCAUAGAGUUGCAAAAAGCAUCGAAUGAAAAUGGAAAAAUAAACUUCUACCAGGUUAUUGUUCUGGAAAUAGCUACCGAUGAAGAGGGAAAUCCUGUACAACAGGAUAAAAACCCAGACGAGUAUAAACCAUCAGAUCUGCUAACUUACCAGGAAGCCAGGAAGAGGAAACCAGACCUCGUACCAUACAUCACUGCAGAAUUUUCUGCAGAAGACUUCCACAGUUACCGGAUAUUUAGAGUCGGUGACGCAAAGAAUUAUAGUACAACGGCGAGAAGGAGGAGGGACACGGAUGGACAUUACUAUAAUGGACCACUUGAGCCUGGUACAUACUAUAGUGUGUUCCAAAGGGCAGCAGUGACAAGGGACCUGUACACGUCGACCGGUUGGCUGCGACCAGUGUCCACAGCAGCAUCGUCUACAGCUGCCAAAAGAAAGGCUGGUUCAAGUACGAACACUGGACUGGUUGUUGGAUUAUGUGUGACUUUCAUACUCAUCAUUAUUUUUAUCGUCAUCGUUUUUACCAUUCUCUGGAAAAAACGUCGUUUCGACUUCGGUGUCAUGUUGGAUGAUGAGAGCAGUUACACUGGAGGUCGAUCCUUACGGCUUAAAAAGAUACGAGGCAGUAAGCGACGUACGUCAAGUCGUGGUCUAAUGGGAUCUACUGACUCUUUGGAUAACCUUGAUGACAUCAACAGAAGGCGACAGCCGAUUCCUGUUGAAGACUUUCCUAACCAUGUUCGUAGGAUGCAUAUUGAUGGAGAUAUAGGUUUUUCAGAAGAAUACGAAUUAGUUCAACCCAACGACGAGGAAUUUACUUGGCACCACUCUCUCCACUCAGCAAAUAAAUACAAAAACAGAUACGCCAACAUCGUGGCCUAUGAUCACUCGCGUGUCAUUCUCACUCCGAUUGAAGGCGUAGCAGGAUCGGAUUACAUCAAUGCUAACUACAUCGAUGGGUACAAUCGGUCUGGUGCUUAUAUCGCUUGUCAAGGACCCCUCCCAGAGACAUUUGAUGACUUCUGGCGUAUGAUUUGGGAGCAAGGAACAGCGACUGUCGUCAUGCUUACCCAACUAGAAGAGCGUGGAAGGAGAAAAUGCGACCAGUAUUGGCCAGAUCGUGGCACCAAAAAUUAUGGUAUGAUCAGAGUAACUGCCAGUGAGACAUCCCACAUGUCUUAUUACAUCUUGCGGACAUUUAUUCUGUCUCACAAGCAAGAGGAAGAAGAACCCCGACAAGUAAAGCAGUACCACUUUACUUCGUGGCCUGAUCAUGGCGUCCCUUCACACCCAGCACCACUUCUGUCACUGGUGCGUACGGUGACCAAUGCAAAUCCCGCCUCUUCUGGGCCGAUAGUUGUGCAUUGUAGUGCCGGCGUUGGUCGUACAGGGACAUACAUAACCCUUGAUGCUAUGUUACAGAAAAUUGAAAAAGAGCAAACGAUAGAUGUAUUUGAAUUUGUCAAGCAGAUGAGGACGAAAAGAAAUAUCAUGGUUCAAACAGAGUCCCAAUAUGUAUUUAUUUACGAUGCUCUUAACGAAGCCGUCUCGUGUGGUGUCACAGAAUUUGAGGCCAAGAAAUUCGGUGCCCGACUUCGCGAAUUACGAGAGGUUGACCCAAACACUGGCCGAACCUACAUGGAAAAAGAGUUCCUGCGACUUGUUAAAGAUGAAAGACACCCGUCUACAUUUAGAAAUGCUAAUCUUGGAAUUGACUCUUCCAAAAAUAGAUAUGCCAACAUAUUACCAUAUGAAAAAACUCGCGUGCACUUGAAAAUGCGUCCAGGAGAGCUCGGAUCGGACUAUAUUAACGCUAGUUACAUAGAUGGUUACUGCCGUUUGAAUGCUUUCAUAGCAACUCAAGCUCCAGUGCCAAACACAUUUGAAGAUUUCUGGCGCAUGAUUUGGGAACAAAAAUCAUCAGUCAUAGUAAUGUUAACAAGAGAAGAAGAGGGAGGCAAGGUGAAAUGUCACCGUUACUGGCCAUCUGAUGGUACGCGUAUAUUUGAUAAUGUUUUGGUAGAACUAUCGGAGGAAGUGUCAUACUCUGAUUAUGUCAUGAGGCAGUUUAGCGUAACACACACAGAGGAGAAGGAGGUCCGUAUUGUCCGUCAAUACCAGUAUAUGGACUGGCCUGAUAUUGGUUUACCAGAGUCUGGUGUGGGUGUUAUUGAUCUAAUAGGACAAAUUGAAAAGUGGCAACAACAAAGUUGUAAUUCAAUGAUAACUGUACACUGCAGUGGUGGUGUAGGCCGAACUGGAGUGUUUUGUGCUGUUAGUAUUCUGAUUGAACGAGUCAAGGCUGAAGGAAUAAUAGAUGUGUUCCAGACUGUACAGUCUCUUAGACUGCAAAGACCUGCCAUGGUUCAGACAAUAGAACAGUAUGAAUUUUCUUACUCAACUCUUCAAGAGUAUUUAGACUCCUUUGACUUGUACGCCAACUUCCAGUAACUGCACAGCGGUCAACGCAUGCGCCAGAGAAAAGAAACAGUAAAUACUGCUGACCUUGAAUAUUUUCAAAGGUAAUAAGUAUUAAGAAGAAAUUCGAUUCAAACAUGCUUUAUCUUUUGUUAAUUAAGAAAUUUUAUAAAUAUUUUUUUAGGGAAGUAUUUUAUAAGUGUUUUAUAGGCGCUAUUUAAGCGUUGUUUUGAUUAGAAAUUCCCCUGAUUUAGUAAUGAUGUCCCCAAACAAAUACACAGCGUCUCUAUUUUGAAAAAGCUCAUCGAUUACCGUGAGAAAUUCAAACAAUUUGGCGACAAGGUCUCUUAUCCUUUGUCUUAUCUUGAAGCCACCAAAGGAUUAUUUCUUUAAAACAUUUUUAAGGGAUCAAUUUAGAAUGACGUUUAGACAUAGAGGGCUUGAAUAUUUAAGCUGAGAAGAAAUUCAAAAAUUAAACUUUUUAAAAAUACCAGAAUUAAUUUCAAAUGUAAGCAAGCAAAAGUGGGGAUUUUUCUUCUUAAACGGGCGCCAUGGUUCUCGUUAGAAGAGGAUACGACUGAUAAAGGGGUUAAUGAAAGCUGAAAGCUAACAGAAGGUACCUUGGCUGGCCUUAUCACUUCCAUUGACAUUAACACCUAUCUUAAGCUCGUGUCAAGAAAAUAAUUGCAAUUUUUUUUUUGACUGCCUGUUUUUUGCUUAGUCAAAUUAAUGGUAGAAUUUUUGUGUCAAAGCAUUGCUUCAAAGCGAAAAUUUGAAAGCAAAGGAAAUUGAAAGAUAAGAAACAAAAAUAAAUACUCCUACGUUGAUCAACUUGUCA
Actinia tenebrosa (Australian red waratah sea anemone) is the source of this 7812-nucleotide messenger RNA. RefSeq names its product receptor-type tyrosine-protein phosphatase S. Gene Ontology annotation, molecular function: protein tyrosine phosphatase activity; protein binding. Lineage: Eukaryota; Metazoa; Cnidaria; Anthozoa; Actiniaria; Actiniidae. The record is from RefSeq and is a predicted model, not a curated record. Gene Ontology annotation, biological process: protein dephosphorylation.